AUGUAUACAAGUCAUGAAGAUAUUGGGUAUGAUUUUGAAGAUGUCCCCAAAGAUAAGAAGACACUUAAAUCCCACCCAGACAUUGAUGGUGGCUGGGCUUGGAUGAUGGUCCUUUCCUCUUUCUUUGUGCACAUCCUCAUCAUGGGUUCCCAGAUGGCCCUGGGGGUCCUCAAUGUGGAAUGGCUUGAAGAAUUCCAUCAGAGCCGUGGCCUGACCGCAUGGGUCAGCUCCCUCAGCAUGGGCAUCACCUUGAUUGUGGGACCCUUCAUCGGCUUGUUCAUUAACACCUGCGGCUGCCGCGGGACGGCGAUCGUCGGCGGACUCGUGAACUCGCUCGGCUGGGUGUUGAGCGCCUAUGCCGCCAACGUCCAUUAUCUCUUCAUUACCUUCGGAGUGACAGCUGGCUUUGGGAGUGGGAUGGCCUACCUGCCGGCAGUGGUCAUGGUGGGUAGAUACUUCCAGAAAAGGCGCGCCCUGGCCCAGGGCCUCAGCACCACGGGGACCGGCUUUGGCACCUUCCUCAUGACGGUCUUGCUCAAAUACCUGUGCGCGGAGUACGGGUGGCGGAACGCGAUGUUCAUCCAAGGCGCCGUCUCGUUAAACCUGUGUGUGUGCGGGGCGCUCAUGAGGCCCCUCUCUCCUGGGAAGGAGAGAAAAGACCCAGCAGGGAGAGAUCCGCAGGUGCCCCCUGCUCACUCUACAGAAUCUGUGAAGUCCAGCGGACGGCUGGGCAGGGCAGACGACAAGGAGGGCAGCCCCGGGCGCGUGGAGACCCUGGGCGACCUUGCGGACCAGGCGUGCCCGGAGGAGGCCGGGCGCAGGAAGAACCUGUGCGCCUUCCGGGUGCUAAAGAUGGUGAGCCAGCUGACCCUGCGCGUCAGGAAGGGCUUCCAGGAAUGGUACUCCGGCUAUUUUGGGGCAGCCUCCCUCUUUACUAACAGGGUGUUUGUAGCUUUUAUUUUCUGGGCCCUGUUUGCAUACAGCAGCUUUGUCAUCCCUUUCAUUCACCUCCCAGAAAUAGUCAAUUUGUAUAAUUUAUCAGAGCAAAACGACGUUUUCCCCCUGACGUCCAUCAUAGCAAUCGUUCAUAUCUUCGGGAAAGUGGUCCUGGGCAUCGUGGCGGACUUGCCCUGCAUCAGCGUCUGGAAUGUCUUCCUGAUGGCCAACUUCACCCUCGUGCUCAGCAUUUUCCUUCUGCCACUGAUGCACACGUAUGCCAGCCUGGCGGUCAUCUGCGCCCUGAUAGGCUUUUCCAGCGGUUACUUCUCCCUGAUGCCCGUCGUGACUGAAGACUUGGUGGGGAUUGAGCACCUGGCCAAUGCCUAUGGCAUCAUCAUCUGUGCUAACGGCAUCUCUGCAUUGCUGGGACCACCGUUUGCAGGGUGGAUCUACGACAUCACACAAAAAUAUGAUUUUUCCUUCUAUAUAUGUGGUUUACUUUACCUGAUAGGAAUACUCUUUUUACUGAUUCAACCAUGUAUUCAGAUUAUAGAACAAUCCAGAAAGAAAUCCAUGGGUGGCACACAGGUGUAG
Molecule: messenger RNA, 1533 nt
Organism: Pipistrellus nathusii (Nathusius's pipistrelle)
Lineage: Eukaryota; Metazoa; Chordata; Mammalia; Chiroptera; Vespertilionidae
Source: the annotation of a GenBank genome assembly